Messenger RNA from Lactuca virosa, 1741 nucleotides. The record is from the annotation of a GenBank genome assembly. NCBI's taxonomy places the organism in Eukaryota, Viridiplantae, Streptophyta, Magnoliopsida, Asterales, Asteraceae.
AUGACAUUUGCACCAAAAUCUUCCAUUGCUAUUGUGCUCCAUUUCUCUAACUCAUUUCUCCCAAAUCAAAAACAUAAAGGAUCAAGAACAUGGAGAAAAGAUUUGAUUCAGAAACAAUUUGAUCCUCAAAGCUAUAGUUCUUGUGUUCCUGUUGUUACGCACCAAGAUCUUGACCCUUAUAUUCAAAAAAUCGCCGAUGGUGCAUCUUACCCGGUGCUCACCGGAAAACCAAUCACCACCAUUACGCUAAGUUCUGGGACUACUCAAGGGAAACCGAAAUUUGUACCUUACAACGACGAACUGACUGAAACCACAAUGCAGAUUUAUCGGACUUCUUUCGCCUUCAGAAACAGGGCAUUCCCAAUUGAAAACGGAAAAGCUUUGAGUUUAAUCUUCGGAAGCAAGCAAUUCACGACCAAAGGUGGCUUACUCGCCGGAACGGCGACUACAAAUGUAUACCGGAGCCCACAGUUCAAGAAAACGAUGCAGGCCAUGCAAACCCCCUCUUGUAGCCCAGACGAAGUAAUCUUCGGGUCUGAUUUCCAUCAAUCUUUAUACUGCCAUCUCCUUUGUGGACUCAUAUGCCAUGAAGAAAUUCAAAUCAUAUCCUCCACUUUUGCACAUAGCAUCGUUCACUCCUUCAGAACCUUCGAAUUGGUCUGGGAAGAACUCUGUUCUGAUAUCAGAACAGGAGUUCUGUCGGCCAGAAUCACGGAUCCAUCGGUGAGAACCGCUAUGUCCAAGGUUCUGACUGCAAACCCUGAUCUGGCCGACAAAAUUUACAAAAAGUGUCAGGAAUUAACCAACUGGAACGGGUUAAUUCCUGAACUGUUCCCCAACUGUAAGUACAUAUAUGGGAUCAUGACCGGGUCAAUGGAGCCGUAUUUGAAAAAACUACGACACUAUGCGGGUAAAGUACGGUUGUUAAGCGCAGAUUACGGGUCAUCGGAAGGGUGGAUUGGAGCAAAUGUAAACCCUAAUUUGCCACCCGAGAUGACAACUUACGCUGUCCUCCCUAAUAUCGGGUAUUUCGAAUUCUUACCCUUGACAGAGAUCGAUCUGGUUGGUCAACCCAAACUAGUUGGGUUGACCGAUGUCCAGAUCGGUGAAGAGUACGAGGUUGUGGUCACCAAUUUUGCGGGUUUGUAUCGGUAUCGGCUCGGGGAUGUGGUUAAGGUUAUCGGGUUCCAUAACUCGACUCCUGAGCUCCAAUUUGUUUGUAGAAGAAACCUCAUGCUCACAAUCAACAUCGAUAAAAACACCGAGAAAGAUCUACAGUUAGCCGUUGAAGCAGCUGCCAAAAUCUUAACCGCCGAAAAACUUGAAGUGGUUGACUUUACAAGCCAUGUUGAUCUUGCAUCUGACCCGGGCCAUUAUGUUAUCUUUUGGGAAGUUAGUGGGGAAGCGAGUGAUGCUGUUUUGCAAGAAUGUUGUAAUUGUUUGGAUAAGUCGUUUGUUGAUGCGGGUUAUGUGAGUUCACGAAAAGUGAAUGCAAUUGGACCUUUAGAGCUUCGGAUUUUUAAGGAGGGGAACCUUCCAAAAGAUUUUGGAUCAUUAUGUUGGGUUAGGAUCUGCGUUAAAUCAGUUCAAGACACCGAGGUGUGUGGGACCGGCUAACCAAACUGUGUUGCAAAUACUUUGCAACAAUGUCGUGAAGAGUUACAUUAGUAGUAGUUUUGGUUAAGGUAGUUUGUUUUGGUUUGUUCUUGUAGUUUGGGUUGGAUUCAUUGAGGGCUUGAAA